AUGGGAGAAACAUUCAGUGCGGAAGUGAAGCUCCUUCUUGAGCCUGGAACCGUCGGGCCUUAUUCCAUCAACGUCACGGGAAUGGAGGGCGUCCGUCUCUGCAGUCUCGCGGUGACGUGGAACGCCACGAACAAGUAUUCUUGCGGCGUUGAAAAUGUUGUCGACGGGGACACCACGUUGAUGGAGUGGAUUGCGGUGCAGUCUACGUAUGAAACAGGGCAAGAAGUCAUUCGCGAUGCGAACACAAACUCGAUCUCGUUUCUACUGAACGGCGUGGUCCUCCCCAAGUGGAGACGCGGGUCCGUGGACUUGGUUGUGAACCACGGGACGGAUGUCCUCAGUUCGGAGAAGGUGCCCGUUCCGGUGAUCCCGCGCGUCCCGUUGAACGGCUCGAUGCGAUUUCAGAGUCACUAUUCCAUGUGCAUCCCGGAGGAAUGGAUGGGGAAUUCCACGUGUCCGAAGAUCCUCGUCAAGUUCAAUGUCUCCGAGGCGGCUUUCUAUCCGAAUCUCACGGUGUUCCUCGAGGACUGCAACAAUAUUUUGUCCAGAUAUUCUUUGGAGGAAUGCUAUGAUGGGAUUUUAGUGGACCCCAACGCCCCUUGCAGCGACAAUGACGAGGUUACGAAGCUCGACGACGUGUCGUGGGCUCAAAAGUAA
This is a messenger RNA of Darwinula stevensoni, 657 nucleotides long. The record is from the annotation of a GenBank genome assembly. NCBI's taxonomy places the organism in Eukaryota, Metazoa, Arthropoda, Ostracoda, Podocopida, Darwinulidae.